This is a messenger RNA of Maudiozyma saulgeensis, 6318 nucleotides long. NCBI's taxonomy places the organism in Eukaryota, Fungi, Ascomycota, Saccharomycetes, Saccharomycetales, Saccharomycetaceae. The record is from the annotation of a GenBank genome assembly.
AUGCCACCAAGUUUUCAUAGUAAUUCAUCAAGUUUAAAGAGUGGACAUCAAAAUUCAAAACAUGUGGAUUUUAAAGAAAUGGAUAAUAAUAAUAAUGAUAAUUUAGGAAAUUCAAAUACUCCAAGAUUUGAUAAAUCUAUUCAUGAUGAAGUACCGCAUUUUAAACAACAAUAUGAUGAAAAAUCAAAUAAUUUAAAGAAAAAAUUACAACAACGUGGAAAUAAUAUAAGCACAAAUUUUCUAAAGAAAACAAGAAGCAAAGAUUCUUUAAGAAGUGUUAAUGAUGAUGUUGCAUCUAUAGAAAGUUCAUCAAAACCGCAAAGGAAAACACAAACUUUAUUAAAAAGAACAAUAAGUAGUCUUUCAACAAAUACAUUAUCCUUUGAUAAUGGAUCAAAAGAAAAUUUAAAUAAAUCUAAUAAUGAUUCAAAAAAUAAAGAGAAUAAUAAUAUUAAUAAUAAUACUUGUAAUAAUAAUGAUAAUAGUAGUGGAACAAGUUCAACUGGAAAAUCGUUAUUCCAUGCAUCAAGAGGACCAAAUCAUAAUCAUCAUCAUUUGCAGACAUCUAAUAGUAGUGGCAGUUCGGAAAUUGUUCCACCAAGAAAGACUUCCUUUGCUGGAGCAUUAUUUAAAAGAUUCUCUAGUGCAGGUUCACAUAGUAGCAAUAAUAGCAAUAAUAGUAAUAAAAAUUCAACUUCUUCUAAUUCAUCCAAGCAUUCAAGAAAUACAGCAUCACCCACUACAGAAAUUCCUGAAGUAAAUAGUCCCAUGCCAUCCAUUGCUUCAUCGGCACAAUCAACAGCAACAUCUUCAUUGAGGUCACAAAGGCGAGAUUCUCGAGAUUCAAUAAAUUUAGGACCAUUAAGUCAUCCGAUUGAGAGAGUUCCAAAUGCAAUAAAGAAUAAAGUGGUUGAUGUAGUAUCUAAUAUAGCACAUGAGCCUGAAACUAUGAAACAUGAAUUGUCACAUAGCACAUUAUUUACCAGUGGAGGGAAAGAAUCAUCAUCAAAACAACAGAACGCUAAAUCUCCAUUAUCUAAUAUAGAAACGUCUGAAUCUGGUGUAUCUCCAUCAACAAGUGGUUCAAAACGUAAACCAUCUACUGUAAAUACUCAAGUUCCUAAUCUAUCUUCACAAAGAAGAUCUUCUAUUAUGAGUGGAAUCUCUCCUUCUACAACAAAUAUUAAGUCAUGGACAACGCAAAAGGAAUCUACAACUCCAAAGGAUAUAUUUAUACCGAAGGAAUUAAGAAUGUCUAAAUUAGCUACAGUGAAAAAAGAAGAACCUGUUCAAAAUAUACAAAAUGAAGAUACUAAAGAUGAUAGUAGUUCUAAUGAUAGUAGUUCAAAUAAAGCAACAUUGUUCCCUCUUGAUACAAAUUUGGCAGAUUUAACUGAUAUUACAAAGACUGCACAACCUAAUCAGGGUGAUUAUAGUAUUGAUAGACGUGAUAGUAACGACUAUAUUCCCAAAGAAACUGAAUUAUCUGCAUAUAGUAGUGACAAUAUUAAAGAUUUAAAGAAGUCUGCAAGUGGUACAAGUACAGAUAUGUCCGAGAGAAAUUUUAGACCUUUUGGUAAAAAAUCACAUUCAUUGGCUGAUAUUCAACGUUGGGCAACAAAUUCUUCCGCAAGUUUAUCGCCAUUUGCAUCACAUAAAAAUACCAAUGAAUGGGUAGCUCCCGAAAGUUGGGACGUUGAAUCUGAUUUAGAGAAAGCGAGAGCCAAGAAGAAGGCGAAAGCUAGAGCUAGAAGAAGAAAGAUAAAAGAAAAGAAGAAACAAAUGGCAGAUGACUUACUAACUUUCAAGGUAAACACUAAUAGGCGUAACAAUAAGCAAGUUAGUCAAAUCGAUUCAACCCUGGAAGAAUCCGGUGCAGAAACAACAAACGAAUCAGCGAAUGCAUUAGAAAGAACCAAAUAUAUGCAAAAUGAAUAUGAGUUUUCAGAAACAUCAUCUUCUAACGAUUCGAUUUCUGAUAUAAGCGCUGAUACUCAUUCAUACACAAGUUCUUCCGAAGAAGAUGAAGACUUUUAUGAUAUUCAAACUGAUAGACGUGCUCGUGAGUACACUCCCCAAAAGAGCAAUACAGAUUUAAAUGGAAGAGCAUUUUCCUCCAUUAAUCUGCUGUCAUUAAAUAAACAGGACUUCCCAACAGCUACAAAAAAUGUCGAUGAUGAAAAAUCAGAUAAAGUGGAAUAUGAAUUGGAACGUUAUUAUAAGGAUUUUAGUGAUUUGGAUCCAAAGAGACAUUAUGCAAUUCGUGUAUUCAAUACUGAUGAUACAUUCACAACAUUAUCGUGCACUCCAAGUACUACAGUAGAAGAGAUGAUUCCAACUCUAAAAAAGAAGUUUAAUAUAUCUGUCCCAACAAAUUAUCAAAUAUCUUUGAAAGUUGGUAAACUGUCUAAGAUUUUAAGGCCAUUAUCAAAACCUAUUUUGGUUGAGAGAAAACUUUUAUUGUUGAAUGGUUACAGAAAGUCAGAUCCAUUGCAUAUUAUAGGUGUCGAAGAUUUGAGUUUUGUAUUUAAAUUCUUAUUCCAUCCAGUUACAGCCUCCCACUUUACACCAGAACAAGAAAAAAGAUUACUUAGAAGUGAUUUCGUUCAUGUAGAUUUAAGAAAUAUGAAUUUAACUACGCCUCCUAUUAUAUUCUAUCAGCAUACAGCAGAGAUUGAAAGUUUAGACGUGUCUAAUAACGCUAAUAUUUUUUUGCCAUUGGAAUUUAUUGAGAGUGCAAUUAAAUUAUUAAGUUUAAGAAUAGUUAAUGUGCGAGCUUCAAAGUUUCCUACAAAUAUCACUGAAGCUUAUAAGCUGGUAUCUUUAGAAUUGCAAAGAAAUUUUAUUAAGAAGGUUCCAAGUUCUAUAUCAAAGCUUGGAAAUUUGACCAUUUUAAAUCUUCAAUGUAACGAAUUAGAUAGAUUACCACAGGGGUUUUCCCAAUUGAAAAACUUACAAUUAUUAGAUCUUUCUUCCAAUAGAUUCAGUAGGUAUCCAUCUGUCAUUAAUAGCUGUACCAAUCUGUUACAAAUUGAUCUUUCAUACAAUAAAAUUCAAGUACUCCCUGAAAGUAUUAACCAAUUAGUCAAGGUUGCCAAGAUAAACAUUUCGCAUAAUAAGUUGAAUAGAAUAAGUGAUUUAUCUGGUAUGAAAAAUUUAAGAACAUUGAACCUGAGAUUUAAUAGAAUUACGUCUAUAAAUACGAAUGCAGCCAACUUACAGAAUUUGUAUAUAACCAAUAAUAGAAUCUCGAAAUUUGAAGACGCGGUACCAAAAUUGAGAGCCCUAGAAAUCCAAGAAAAUCCGAUUACAAUUAUAGCGUUUAAGAACUUCUAUCCUGUUAAUAUGACCUCAUUGUCUUUGAAUAACGCCCAGUUAGCUAGUUUACCGGGUAAAUUGUUUACAAGCUUGUCAAGAUUAGAAAAACUGGAGUUGAACGAAAAUAACUUAACAAGACUACCAUCUGAAAUUGGGAUGUUGGAAAAAUUAGUUUAUCUAUCUGUGUCAAGAAAUAAACUUGAAAGUUUACCACUGGAAUUUUGCAACUUGAAGAACUUGAGAUCUCUUGAUUUACAUUCUAAUAACAUCAGAGAUGUCUUUUCAUGCAUGGAAAAUAUCGAAUUGACUACCCUAAAUAUUUCUUCCAACAUGUUUGGUGCUGGAGAAUUAAAUCCUGAUUUUUCACAUAACGUUUUGAGUAGCUCAAAAUUAACCAAAAGUUUGAUGUUUUUCAUUGCUGCAGAUAAUCAGUUUAACGAUGAUAUGUGGUCUUUAUUCAAUUGUUUCGUUAAUCUAAAAUUACUAAAUUUAUCUUAUAAUAAUUUAUCUGAUGUUUCUAACUUAAAACUGGAAAAUUUAACCGAGUUGUACCUCUCAGGUAAUGGUUUACGUACUUUACCUAGUGAUACGGUUAUGAAAUGGAGACAAUUGAAGACAUUGAUGUUAAAUGGUAAUCAGUUGUUAUCUCUUCCUGCUGAACUAUCUCUCUUGAAGCAUCUAAACACACUUGAUGUGGGUUCCAAUCAGCUUAAAUAUAACAUUUCAAAUUUCCACUAUGACUGGAAUUGGAGAGAUAAUAGAGAAUUAAAAUACUUAAACUUUUCUGGUAACAAAAGAUUUGAAAUUAGGUCAUUUUUUAAUUCUGAAUUAAGUGUGGAUAUGUCUGAUUUCACUAUAUUACCUCAGUUGAAAGAGUUGGGGUUAAUGGAUGUUACUAUUAAUACUACUAGAGUUCCUGAUGAAACAAGUAAUUUCCGUCUAAGAACCACAGCUUCUACAAUAAACGGUAUGAAAUAUGGGGUAGCUGAUACUCUGGGUCAACGAGAUUAUGUUUCAUCUAAGGAUGUAACUUUUGAGAGGUUUAGAGGUAAUGAUGACGAGUGUUUGCUGUGCCUACAUGACAUCAAAAACCAAAAUGCUGAUUAUGGACACAAUAUUUCUAGAAUCGUAAGAGACAUUUAUGAUAAGAUCUUGAUCCGCCAACUUGAAAAAUACGGGGAUAAAGAAGAUGAUGAUAUCAGAAAGGCUCUUCGUUUCAGUUUCUUGCAACUUAACAAGGAAAUCAACGGUAUGUUAUCCUCGGUUGAUAGUGGCACAAACGUUGAGAAUUUAACCUCUGCAGAUCUUUUAAGUGGUGCUUGUUGCACUGUCAUCUAUAUCAAAGGUACUAGAUUAUUUUCAGCCAACAUUGGUGACUGUAUGGCAGUCCUUUCUAAGAAUAAUGGUGAUUCCCAACAAUUGACUAAAUUACAUAUUCCAUCUAAAAGAGAAGAAUAUGAAAGAAUUAGAAUAUCUGGAGGGUACGUUAAUAAUGGAAAGUUGGAUGGUGUUGUAGAUGUCUCGAGGGCAGUUGGCUUCUUUGAUUUGUUGCCUCAUAUUCAUGCAUCUCCAGAUAUUUCUGUUGUUAGUUUGACCAAAGCGGAUGAAAUGCUAAUCGUUGCAACACAUAAAUUAUGGGAUUUUAUGAGUUAUGAAGUUGCUUGUGACAUUGCAAGAGAGAAUAUUUCCAAUCCAAUGUUAGCUGCCGAAGAAAUGAAGGAUCAUGCUAUUGCAUAUGGGUGUUCAGAAAACAUUACUAUUUUAUGUCUUGCCCUUUCUGACAGUACCGAACAGCAAAAUCAAUUCACUCUAAACAAAAACUCUUUGAUGACCAGAAGGACCACUUUAGAAGAUACAACUUUGCGGAGGUUACAACCUGAAAUUGCUCCACCAACCGGUAAUCUCGCGGUUGUAUUUACCGAUAUCAAAAGCUCUACCUUUUUGUGGGAAAUGUUCCCAGAUGCUAUGAGAACUGCAAUUAAAACGCAUAAUGAUAUUAUGCGUAGACAAUUACGUAUAUUUGGUGGUUACGAAGUGAAAACUGAAGGUGAUGCAUUUAUGGUUACAUUCCCAACUCCGAUCGGUGCUUUAGUAUGGUGUCUGAGCGUUCAAUUAAAAUUAUUAGAUGCGCAAUGGCCAGAAGAAAUUACUUCCAUUCAAGAGGGUGGUUUACUGAAAGAUGAAAAUGGUGUUAAAAUAUACCAAGGUCUUUCUGUCCGUAUGGGUAUACAUUGGGGUGCACCAGUUCUAGAACUAGAUUUAGUUACUCAAAGAAUGGAUUAUUUAGGUCCUGUAGUUAACAAAGCUUCAAGAGUGUCAGGUAUUGCAGAUGGUGGCCAAAUAACUUUGAGUAGUGAUUUUGUUUCUGAAUUUAAUAAGAUUAUCAAAUAUCAUCAAAAUGUAAGAACUGGUAAGAAAACAUUAGUUGAUGCCUAUGGGGAAGAAAUUAUCGGUGAAGUCUUGGAGAAGGAAAUAACAAUUUUGGAAAAUAUAGGUUGGGAAUUCUUUGAUCUCGGAGAGAAAAAAUUGAAAGGUUUAGAAACAAAGGAGUUUAUUACUAUUGCUUAUCCAAAGAUUUUAACAUCAAGACAUGAAUUUGUCACCGAAGAAGAUGAAUUUAAAACUAUCGAUCAAGAUCUGUUGUUUAGGCUAAGAACUGCUUCAAACAAACUAGAAACUAUAUUAUCAAUAGUUAGUGGAGGUCAUUCCGAAAAUGAUAAUAAACGUCAAAAUUCUAAUUUUAUAAUGUUAGACCACAAAUCGCAGGAUUCAAUUAUGAGCACUAUAAAUGAAAAGGAUAUUGCAUCGUUUUUCGAUCAUCUGAUAACAAGAGUUGAAGCAGUAGUUGCAAUCUUACAAUUACGCCAAAAAGUAUCUAAAGGUUUGACCAUACAUACUAGUAAUGAAAGAAAUGCUCCACCGAUGAGUGUAUUCGAUCUUGUUGAUAAGUUAUUAGCUGACCAUGAAGCUAUGAUGAAGUCUACAUCUGAAAAUAAAUAG